UCACACACUUGGCUCGAUCUAGCUUUCUCGCUCACCACAUCCGGAUAUCUCUCCUGUGCCAGCCACCGUGAGACGAAAUCAGUCCCUUCACUACGCAAUAUCUGCAUCGUGGGCCUUUAUCACGCUUCUGGAAACAUGCCGGGCCAACCGGAGGGUUCCACCUCUACGUUCAAAGCAGCUACUAGUGCCACAUCUACAUCGACCUCAUCUGCACCAAAGAAAAACCCGAAUCGCAAAUUCUUCCACAACAUCCAGCCUUCUUUUGCAGUCUCGCAGCCCAGCACCCAGCGAAUCAGAUUCUUGGAUAAUGCGGACCCCAAGAAGAAUAUUGUCGUCAGGAAAAACGCACGGGAAUGGGUACAUCGUAAUAAACAGGUGCAUGUGCUGGAUGUCAGGACCAAGCGGCCAGACAACAACGCACAGAGCAAACGUGAAGUGGACAAGAUCUUGGAGCCAAGAAAGAAGAGCCAGGGCUUAUGGCGGAUCGUGACGGUAUCAGAUCCAUUGUUGGAUGUUGCAGCUAGUAAACCAGACCCUUUUGAUGUUUUCCCCGCGGUAGGAAGGAAGAUCGAUCACAUAAUCGAGUAUUUUCUCACAUCAUGUCCUGAAGAGAUACCCUGUUCAGAUGAUAAAUAUGCAUGGAGGCCGCAGGCACCGCACCUACAGCUAUCCAGGGAGAAUACCGUGCUGGGAAAUAUGGCCGAGGAAUACGUAUCAUUCGUGCUUUGGCUCUACGCAACCACUAUGAUCCGAGACGGCACUGUGGGCACUUCCAUAACGGAGGAGACUAUGUACUACUAUAGGCUGUCUCUCGAGGCUAUACAGAAAGCUCUGAAUAACACCGAUGCGGGAUUCGGAGACCCUCUCAUAUGCGCACUGGGCUGCUUCACGGCUUGUGCAGUUUUUGGCGGAAUGUUCGAAGCAGCUCAGAUGCAUUGCGAUGCAUUAUGCAAGACCAUCACUUUACGAGGCAAAGGCGACAUGGCGAAGGGAUUCUUAGCAUGCAACUCAUUCACUCGCAAAGCAUCGCAGUGGUGCGAGUUUGGAGUUGCAGCUUACAACCGGGCUGUACCCAGACUCCCAUAUCUACCGCCCGCGGAGAAUACAUCGUUACCAUACGAUAUGGUAGUUCAGUCUGACCGGUUGGCAAACAUGACUUUUGCGAAUAUUCCUCUCGUCUCGUUGCCCAUGCAGAAUGUGGUUCGUAUGCUACACCAAUUGGCAAUAACGCAAGCGCAGCACCAUGUCAUCAAGCAGAAAGCUCUCGGUCGAGCAAAGACUGAUUCUGUAUCUUUACGAUUGCUUUAUGACGCCGAGUACAUCCUGCUUCAGAUGCUGUCUUCUCAGAGUACUCCCGACCACACCUUCUCGCCUGUCGACGUUAUGCUAACAGAAGCUUGUCAAUUGUUCAUCUGGCUCGGACCGAGAGAUCUGCCGUACGAAAUGAAACUAUGCAAUCGCUUUGUGCUUCACCUCAAAGACGCACUUGUACAAGUUCUCCGAAGUGCGGAUAGUCCGGAGGCAACGACGAUGAACAGUACUACUACCCCGGUUGGGCAGAGUCUACCGACUCCCGGCAUUGUCUCUGCGUCUUAUGCCAUACGACCUUUGAGGGCUCGACAAAAUGCGAUCUUAUGGGCGUUGUAUCUUGGUACAAUCACAUCUGGUGUAGGUCCGAGACCAGAGUAUGAAUGGUACUCGAGGAAUUUCCGUGCACAUACGCAAGCAAUGGGAUUGAAGACAUUGCAAGAUGUGGAUAGACAGCUCAAGCUAUUCCCGUCAGCAGCACAUUACCGUUGGAGCGAUAUUCGAAAACUGGAACCUCUUAUUGGUCAGUAG
This is a messenger RNA of Periconia digitata, 1839 nucleotides long. The record is from the annotation of a GenBank genome assembly. NCBI's taxonomy places the organism in Eukaryota, Fungi, Ascomycota, Dothideomycetes, Pleosporales, Periconiaceae.